Suillus plorans is the source of this 333-nucleotide messenger RNA. RefSeq names its product bola-like protein. The transcript has 4 exons. The record is from RefSeq and is a predicted model, not a curated record. The coding region runs from base 1 to 333 and encodes 110 amino acids. Lineage: Eukaryota; Fungi; Basidiomycota; Agaricomycetes; Boletales; Suillaceae.
AUGGCGUCAGACACAAUAUUGGGAUCUCCAGGUCCAGUGGAAAUCGCCAUGCGACAAAAACUCGUGACCUUGCUCCAACCGUCUAAACUAAUCAUUACCAACGAAUCGCAGUUGCAUAGACAUCACGCCGCAAUGCGCUCUCAAGGUGGCGGGAAUGGAGAAACACAUUUUGCCGUGCAGGUAAUCUCAGAUGCUUUCAAAGGGAAGAACACGGUGCAACGCCAUCGCCUGAUAUACUCUGCCCUUUCUGAAGAAUUUUCUCAAGGGUUGCAUGCACUUUCGCUAAACACUAAGACAUCGGAGGAGGCGCAGAGAUGCCAAGCUGAAAACUGA